UGUGUUUGGUGUAUCAAUUGAAAAUAUGUUAACAAUUUAAAGCUGGCAGAAACUCAAUUUAGUUUAUUCUAACAAUACCAUGGUGUUUAUGUAGCAAUAUAAUGUAAAUACUGUAUGCACGGAUAAUAUGGUGACGAUGGUUGUAAACUAACCAACAAAGACAAUUUUACUCAUCAAUACCUUUUGGUUGUAGAUGUGUAAAGUUUAGGUAUAAAACUUAUUGUUAACAUAGUAUGGUCGAACUUGUACACCUUCAAAAAAAUUUUGCUAGGCAUACAACAUGCGCGUCUAUAGCAGCAAAAAAAUGAUCAAAACAACAAUAUAUUGUUGGUAGUGCUACUAAACUCCGUAAUUAAAAUACGUACUUCAGUUGUUGGAGUUACAAUUUAUAUGUGUAAAGCCGCAAAUGAAUUUGAUACAACGCCUACAUAGUAUAAGAAAUGCAAAAUCUGCAAUGAUUAAAAUAACCGCGCACAAUAAUGUAUUCGGUCACAUAUUUUAAUUUUCACAUUUUUGUGCAUCGUGCAUGCCGUAAAGAUGGAUUUUGUGGUGGAUAAGUUGAAAGAAUGGGGCCGGAGGACUUGAUUGAAAUUUUUUCUCGUAAGUACCCGAUACAUUUACCUAUAUUUUUGAGAGUUAUGCCUUCUAUCUAUAUCUAAAACGCGAAAUUGCACAUUUCAAUUUUUAAGAAAAAUGUUAUACCUCCAUUGCUUUUUAUCACGCGUUCAACGUUCCUAUUGCCAUUGUGGUUUGCAAAAUUUUUGUUUACAACGGUUUGCAGUGUGCAAUUUCUACUCAUUGUAUGAACUUCCUUGUUUGAUAUACUUACUUAGUUUAACGACCUACCGUUUUUUUUUUAGAAAACCAAAUCGACAACGAAGUUUUUUUAAAUUUAACGGAGUCGAUGAUUAAGGAAUUAAUUCCACAAGUGGGAUUACGGUAUAAAUUUUCGAAAAAUUAUAAUAACAUAUUCGGCAAUUCUCUAAUAAUUGGUACUGAUGAGGAACCAUUGUCUUCCUCAUCAAGUACAUGUACAAUUACAUCAGCUGAUGUAAAUGAUCAAAUAACGACUUUGUUUCUUCCGGUACCAUCCAGCUCAAUUGAUGAUGCAUUAGAUACAUCAAAUCCACAAUUUGGACAUAUUAAUCCGCAAGGUGAUGCGGACGUAAACACAGAUUUGCGCCAACUACUGGAAAAAGAGCGCGUACGGGGAAAGGAAAUUUUACAAAGUUACAAACUCUUCAAAACAUUUAAUAGGUCUACACUAGCAGAUAUUAUCAUAGAAAAUCAGUUAAAAGAUGACCCCAAUGCAAGAAUUAAUUCCGCUACGUUUACGGAGAUAUCCCAAAAAAUAGCCCAAACAUUUCCUGGAGAGUUAGCAGGAUCAUAUUAUAUUCCAUACUGUAAAUCUUCCGAUGGAAGGGUAUCGACAGCUAAGGGGAUUUUAUGGGAUAAAUAUGUAAAUAAAAGGCGCAAUUUUCGACGACUACAAAUAAUCACAAAGAAAUCCAAUACAUCUACCAUCACUUCACCUGUUCAACAAAGUGAAAAUGACAAUAUUUCAAGUGAGGAACUUCAGGAGUUGGACACAUGGCUGCGCAACAAUGUAAUGCCGUGGAAUCUUGUCAUAGAAAAUUGGCAAAAAACGCUCCGAAUUAGACAAAAAUUUGAAACAAUAGACACUUAUUUCCGAGACUAUCCUUCUUUAAGGCAACCUUCUGGGUAUUUGUUGUUGGAACUUGACUUUGACGCAUUAUAA
Molecule: messenger RNA, 1759 nt
Organism: Photinus pyralis (common eastern firefly)
Lineage: Eukaryota; Metazoa; Arthropoda; Insecta; Coleoptera; Lampyridae
Exons: 6
Coding region: 905-1759 (284 amino acids)
Source: RefSeq, a predicted model, not a curated record